UUCCCAAAAAAGAAAAGAAAAAACAAUUUUGCCACAAAAAACAAUUUGGGUCCAAAAUAGGAGCGCCAAACGGCCAAAGUGUAAAACCAAGUCAAAAACCUGCAUUCAAACGGGUCGGGGAUUUGCAUUUGUCAAAUUGAAGGAAAACGCUGAAUUUUUCUCAUUUCUCCAAAUAUUCCCCCAAUUUCUCCCCUUUCUCAACCAAAACCACCAUUUUGACCUUCAAACAACAAUUGAAAUCCCUAAUUAAACAUUGAAGCUACAAAUCAAAGCUACGAAAUCCCCAAUUUCUUCGUAUAAUUUCAUUUCGAUUUCUCUGGUAACCGCCAUUAACGAUUUCUGCAAGAAAUUCGGAUCAUUUUGGUGAAGGAAAAUGUCGUGGCUGAGGACGGCGGUGAGCAGGGCAGUGGAGGUUGGAAACAAGAACAAUAUCACUCGCACCGUCAAAAAUUACGCCGAUUCUGUCGUCCAGCAUGCUGGUCAAGCUGUUGCUGAAGGCGCCAAGCUCCUCCAAGAUCGUAUUGGAACUCGGAACCAUAAAAGCUUUAAGCUUGCUGUCAAGAGAUUGGAGGAGGCCUCUGUCAGCUGCCAAGGGCCAGAAAGAGUUCAGCUGUUGAGGAGAUGGUUAAAUCUUUUAAAUGAAAUUGAGAAGCUAUCGGGAGAUUCAACUGAAGAUACUGUAAUGACUCUUGAGCAGCAUCUUGAAUAUGAUGAAACCAAUGAUAACACAAGGAAACCAUCUUUGGUUCUGUUUUAUGAUUCUGAUGAUCAGUAUGAACCUAUGAACUUCCGGGAUGUUUUUCUUCACAGUCAGGCUCUUGAAGGCAUAACUCUGUCAAUGAUCCUUGAGGCACCAAGUGAGGAAGAGGUCUCCUUACUUUUGGAGAUGUUUGGGCUCUGUCUCACUGGUGGAAAAGAAGUCCAUCAUGCUAUAGUAAGUAGUAUUCAGGAUCUGGCACAAGUUUUCUCAAGCUAUGAAGAUGAAGUAUUGGUAAAACGUGAGGAGUUGCUACAGUUUGCUCAAGGUGCAAUUUCAGGGCUGAAAAUAAAUGCAGAACUGCUGAGAGUAGAAAAUCAAGUUUCAAAUCUUAGAAAAAGACUUGAUGAGAUGAGAAAUUCGCCAGAGCUUUCAGGUGAAGGUCCUAUGCAGCCAACUCUAAUUGAUUCUGCUACUGCUACAAUAGAGGGCUUAAAACAAGCACUUGCACAAAUCCGCCUUUGUUCUACGCUGGAAGGUUUGUUGGUUAGGAAGCAAUCAUUACACAAUGGAGACACCCCUGAAAUUCAUGCUCAAAAGAUUGAUAAACUCAAAGUCUUAUCUGAGUCUCUGGCGAAUUCUUCUACAAAAUCUGAGAAGCGAAUAGUAGAUACCAGAUCCCAGAAAGAGGAGGCUCUGAAAUUUCGCGUGUCUAAAGAAAGUGAAAAUAGUGAGAUGGAGAAGGAAUUAGGUACUGAAAUUGCAGAACUUGAGAAGAAAAAAAUAGAGCUUGAAGCAGAACUGAAAAAGGUGAAUGUUUCCUUGGUUGCUGCUCAAAAACGUCUUCAGAUAUCCAGGGAAGAGAAAGACCAAUUUGAUGAGGCUAACAAUCAGAUUCUAGAACACCUAAAAACAAAGGAAGAAGAGCUGACUAGAUCAGUUGGCUCUUGUAAAGCAGAAGCUGAUGUACUAAGGACAUGGAUCAAUUUUCUUGAAGAUACCUGGGCUCUACAAUGCACUUUCGUGGAGUCCAAGGAAAAGCAGGCGAAUGAUGAAUUGGAGAGGCAUGAGGACUUUUUUGUGGACUUGGCCAUUGAACUUCUCUCUGGGUACAAGAAAGAACUGGAGCCUUCAAUUGGCCGUAUUAGCCAAUAUGUGGAGAAUCUUAAGUCUUUAAGUGGAGGGUCUAAGGUAACAUCACAUGGAGAUGAUGAUGAUUCCAGAAUAUCAAAUCCCAGAAGAAAUUUGGAGGAGGAAUACCUGGAUUUUGAGGCCAAGAUAGUGACCACCUUCAGUGUAGUGGACAACAUGAAAGAGCACAUGUACUCCAAAGAAAGAAAAUUUUCAAGGAAAGAUGAUUCAAAAGUCAAGGAGCUUUUUGAUGACAUUGAGAAGUUGAGAAGGGAAUUUGACUCAAUUGAAAGGCCGGUUCUGCAGAUGGAAUCCCCAAGUAGGGAGCCAGAGACUCCAACUAGUGAGAAACCCCAGGAAAUUAUUUCUCAAUCAUCUUUAGAACCAGCAAAAGGUUCGGAAAGUGAGAAGAAGCAUACUGAGCCUUCAAAAGCAGAAAAAGAGCAGGUGGAUGACCAUGAAGCAGAGUUGGCAAAAUUGGAGUCUGAAUUCGGGAAGGUUGGUGUAGAUUACACAUCCGAAGAGAUUGGUGGCUGGGAAUUUGAUGAGCUUGAGAAAGAAUUGACAAAUAGCGAGACAGGAAAAAGGUAGAUAGAUCGAUAGUACCCACUCUGUAAAAAUCAUGUUAUAUGUGUGUAAUAAACCAGACCGGCUGUACAAUUAUUCUGCUACUUUUUUUACUGACCAUGUUAUCUCCCUAACAAGUAUUGUUUUUAGCUCAAAGGGAAAUUACUGUCACUAGUAACCUCUGUGCUUGCUCCCUUGUAAAGUCUUAGGCACUGUCUUGAUUGUAUUGGCAUUUGAUAAUCUUUUUGUUCUGUAUCCUAGUGUCCCAUCCUUGUACAAAUUAUCGUUAAGUAUCAUUUUGUGCUAGAUGCGGAUUUGUCGA
Chenopodium quinoa (quinoa) is the source of this 2717-nucleotide messenger RNA. RefSeq names its product myosin-11-like. The transcript has 18 exons. Bases 374 to 2419 code for a protein of 681 amino acids. Lineage: Eukaryota; Viridiplantae; Streptophyta; Magnoliopsida; Caryophyllales; Amaranthaceae. The record is from RefSeq and is a predicted model, not a curated record.